Molecule: messenger RNA, 1891 nt
Organism: Pipistrellus kuhlii (Kuhl's pipistrelle)
Lineage: Eukaryota; Metazoa; Chordata; Mammalia; Chiroptera; Vespertilionidae
Product: amine sulfotransferase-like
Exons: 7
Coding region: 116-997 (293 amino acids)
Biological process (GO): sulfation
Cellular component (GO): cytoplasm
Molecular function (GO): sulfotransferase activity
Source: RefSeq, a predicted model, not a curated record
AAAAUACACUUGUAGGGAGUAUUUAUUUCUCAGCAGCACAUCUUUCCCUGUCAUCCAUGCAGUUAUCUCAGAGGUGGAUUUUGCUUCAUCAGUUGACGUGCAACAGUGAAUAAGUAUGGACAACAAACACACAUAUUUGCUGAAUUAUAAAGGCUAUAAUUUUGAAUCUACUUCAAUUGAUCCUGACUUUCUAGAAAAUCUAGAUGAUUUUGAAAUUAGAGAUGAUGAUGUCUUCAUAAUUACAUAUCCCAAAUCUGGAACCAUCUGGACUCAGCAGAUACUAAGCUUGAUUUAUUUUGAGGGACAUCGUAAUAGAACUGAAAAUUUGUCAACACUAGAUAGAGUCCCCUUCUUGGAAUACAAUGUACGCAAAACAGACUUUCUCAAGAGACCAUCUCCUCGCCUAUUCUGUUCCCACCUCCCGUAUUAUUUAGUACCCAAAGGUCUAAAGCGCAAGAAAGCUAAAAUUGUUUAUGUCUACAGAAACCCAAAAGAUGUUAUGACUUCAUACUUUCAUUUCUCAAAUGUGGUGGUCACACUUGAAGCUGGGAAUGAUAUGGAAUAUUUUAUGAAAAGGUUUCUAGAUGGGAAUGUGGUUGGAAGCCGUUGGUUUGAUCACGUCAGAGGCUGGUAUGAGCACAGACAUGACUUCAAUAUUCUGUUCAUGAUGUAUGAGGAAAUGAAAAAGGAUCUCAGAAGUUCUGUGCUUAAAAUCAGCCGUUUUCUUGAGAAAGAACUGAGUGAAGCAGAUGUGGAAGCUACUGUGAAACAGGCUACAUUUCAGAACAUGAAGUCUGAUCCAAAAGCAAAUUAUGAUGAGAUUCUAAAACAUGAAGUUGGGACAAGAACAGAUGAGGGACGUUUUCUGCGCAAAGGUACUGUUGGAGACUGGAAACAUCACUUCACAGUGGAGCAAAAUGAGAGAUUUGACAAAAUAUUCCAAAGGAACAUGAAAGAUUUUCCUUUGAAGAUCAUCUGGGAUUUAAAUGAGGAGUAAAGUCAUGUAAAAGAAUUCCAAAAAAAUCUACUAACUAGAGAGGCUAUUUUAAUAGACACAUUAAUUUGUGCUUCUUAUAAAAAUGUUAACUAUAAAACUUUAGUAAUGAAAAAUGAGUAAACUGCGCUUAGAUUAGUGGCCAGGAGUUGGAUAAACAUUUGAAAUUAAAUGAUUUAGGAGAUAGUCUACAUUGAUAUCCUGUAUUAUAAAUUGAAAAACAGGAAGCACUUAAUAGGAAUUAUAAAUGUUCUGAGUUUUCAGUAGUGUGUAUUUUUUCUUUAUCUACAAUUAAAUUUAGUAUUAAUGAAACAUUAAAAUGUAUUUUAUUAUUAUAAUUAAAUAUUAAUUCUUUGAUUUAUAAUAAUUGUGAAUGUUGAAAUAGAGAACUCUUAUGAAAGCACAUGGAUCUAUUUAAUACUUUACCAGAUCACUAAAAUUUCUUUUAUAUAUUGAUUUUGAGAGUAUAAGGGACUGUCUAAAAAUAAAAGUUGACUCAAAGAACAAGGAAUCGUCUGCAAAUAGCAGAGAAUUUUAAACAGUAAUUUUACAAACUAGAGACCCACAUGAUUUCCAUAUUCUCAGGUGAAUUUCAUAGAGUAUUCUCUAUGCUUAUGUAUAAACUAAAGGAUUUGUUUCCUAGAAGCCACCUCCUAGCACUGAUUCAAAUUCAAGCCGAGGUUUUAACUAUACUGUCUUAAUUCUCUUACUAUCCAGUAAAAGGAUGAUAUUAAUGCUCAGCAGUUUGCGGGUGAAAAGAUUAUUUUCUAUUAUCUAUAAACAAUCUCAUCUUAUUCUCAAAUCCUCCUUCUUAUCAUAAAAAUAAUUUAAGCCUGUAAAUUAAAGAUCACAUGUCUCUUGCAAUUACACUUCAAGAAUAUUAAGUGAUAGUUAUAU